This is a messenger RNA of Penicillium macrosclerotiorum, 765 nucleotides long. RefSeq lists its product as uncharacterized. The record is from RefSeq and is a predicted model, not a curated record. Lineage: Eukaryota; Fungi; Ascomycota; Eurotiomycetes; Eurotiales; Aspergillaceae. Bases 1 to 765 code for a protein of 254 amino acids. The transcript has 2 exons.
AUGGCCCCCUUUCAAGGACUGGCCCGCGCCGCUCGGCCUGGCGUGCUUUUCGUGGUGCUUGCAUUGCUGCAAUGCAGCUUUGCCCAGGUCUGCACCUUCUGGGAUAGCGGAUGUAUCGACCCUCUUGCUCAAACAGCCGUUCCGAUAGAUUUCUCUCCGCUGUUCAUAGAUCCUGUGACCUUCUACUACGGGUUCGACUCAACCGCCUCAGGCAAAGGUGGAGGGCCAAGUACCAAAACAGGAUUUUGGCUUCGAUAUCAAGAUGGACGAGUAAAUCCGGACGCGAUCACAUCAAAUCGCACAUCGGAAAUUUCCCUCCAUCUCGGCAACUUCACUGGAACGCCGUCUGGGACCAAUAAUGGUUGCGAUGGAAUCUGGGGCACCCUUUGUUCUCUCGACAUCAAGAACGCCCUCAAGGGUUCUAUCUUUCACCUGUCUGCAUCAGGAAUCUAUUACUCGAAACCUCUCAAGGCAGCACUGACAAAUUUGAUGCUCAAUCCAUCUCGUCUGCCGAAUUGUGGUGCUCCGGUUUUUGAUGUUCCUUCCAUCCCCGUCCAAGGCUCUGGUAAUCGACCAUGGCAGGUGUGGUAUAUAGACAACAUGACUUCGCACAAGCAAGCCUCCCAAGUUGCUGUCGGUAUUCUUGCUCGUAGCCCAGUAUGGGGCAGCCCCCCACCACACACCCCAGAUGAAGUUCAAAUCGAACUUGUUUGUCUGCAAGCUCCCUCAGGACCACCGACUGGACCGUCUAAAGACCAUGAUUAA